Messenger RNA from Lathyrus oleraceus (garden pea), 1546 nucleotides. RefSeq names its product E3 ubiquitin-protein ligase AIRP2. The transcript has 5 exons. The coding region runs from base 408 to 1181 and encodes 257 amino acids. The record is from RefSeq and is a predicted model, not a curated record. NCBI's taxonomy places the organism in Eukaryota, Viridiplantae, Streptophyta, Magnoliopsida, Fabales, Fabaceae. Gene Ontology annotation, molecular function: ubiquitin protein ligase activity. Gene Ontology annotation, biological process: protein ubiquitination.
UAUCGCAUAUAUCUUAUGUUUCCUAAUGUCGUAUGUCUCAUCAAUCAAUACUCUUAAUUUGACGCAUCUUUUUUCUUACGGCAUUCCUUACCUCACCCACCCUCUUAAACCAAAACCCAACCACACUCAUUUCAUCCUCUAAAUAAUAAUAUCCAUUUCAUUUCAUUCAUAAUUAAUUUAUCAAAUCACCUCUUAAAGCUUCAAACUUUCAACCAAAAAAGCUAACACCUUUACUUCUCUUCCUCCAUAAAUUCAUCACCCUUUUCUUCCUUUUCGCUUUUCAUUCCAAUUUGAAUAAAGGGUCAUCCAAUAAACCUCAUCAUCUUCACCUAUUUCACAUAAAGUUUUGAUUUUUAACUUUGCCUUAGUUGAUUCUCUUCUGCUUCAACUUAACUUUCCUCAAAGUUAUGGCAAUGAUGCCAUACUACCUCUCUAGGUUACCUUAUCAUGAUUCCCUUCAAAUUCUUGAGGCUGAUAUUCAACAAGCUAAUUCUUUGGCUGCUGAAAUUCCAAGAGCAAAAGGAGGAAAUCUUAUUAAAAUGAAAUUGGUUUGCAAUCAAUUGGCUCCUCUUGUUUUGUUGUUUCUUCAAUGGAUGGAUUGGUCUUGUGCUGGCUUUUUGCAUAGUUAUCUUAACCUCUUCCAUAUACUUAUAUACAAAGAACCAAAUGAUGGUAGAUCAAUCUUGUCUAGUCGUGGAAGGAAAGCAACCAUUAAGGAUUUUUAUGCGGUUAUAUUGCCGUCUCUUCAGCGGCUUCACGGUAGUUUCGACGACAAGUUGGAGACUUGUGAAGAAAUGAACACGCAUUUUGAAGGUUCGGUUUGUGGCAAGAAGGUGAUUGAAGGAGAUGGGAAACUAACCGAUGUUGAUUUACAAAGAGAAGAUGAAUGUGGGAUUUGCUUAGAGCCUUGUACUAAAAUGGUUUUGCCGAAUUGUUGUCACGCCAUGUGCAUCAAAUGCUACCGCAAGUGGAACAGAAAGUCCGAGUCGUGUCCUUUUUGUCGCGGUAGCUUGAGGAGGGUUAAUUCGGAGGAUCUAUGGGUAUUAACUUGCGAUGAAGAUGUUGUCGACGCUGAAACAGUUUCUAAAGAAGACUUAUUGCGGUUUUACCUCUACAUAAACAAGCUUCCCAAAGAUAACCCCGACGCACUUUUCCUAAUGUAUUACGAAUACCUGAUUUGAUUUUCUUUUGAAUGAGUAGAAAUCAAACACGGUACUCUGAAAUUUACAACACUCACACACACACCACGCAUCAACCACUUGUUAGAUCACAGUGGUUUAUUCGAUAUUAUUUCGCUAAAUAAGAAAAUAUGUACAUAUACAGAAAAAUCCGGACCGCAAAUGUGAAUAGAGUCUGGUAAAAAAAAAUAUUAUUGUCAUUUCAUCAUUUUACUUGGGAGAGAAGUUUCUUGGAAUUUUAGACCACGAAAAUCACUUUUCUUAGUUCUGUGAUGCUAGUAUUUUCAACAAGUUGUAAUUAAGAUAUUAAUUUAUUGAGCAGAAUCUUGUUGUAUAUUACUUGUUGAAAUAGAUUGAUGUUGAGAUGA